CUGAUCUGGUAUUCCGUGAUACACUUCCACAGAAAUGACAGUAGGGUAAAGUCAAGCGUAAACACUGAUACAAUCCGAAACACAACACAACCCUUCACAACACUUCAACACGACAAGAGUAAACACAUUUCUUAGAGGGAGAGAGAGAGAGAGAGAGGAUGUGGAGGUCGGUGGUGGUGGCAAGAGGUGCUGUGUCGUCCAGACAAGGUGGAGCAGUAUGGAGGAGGUUCUAUGCAACUCAAAACCCGAAACACAAGGUACCUGCUUCUUCAUCUUCUAUAACUCGAACUCAAACACAAACUGAGUCUCAAUUUCCUGUUUUCUCAACAAUUUGGGGUUUUCCCAAAAGAUCAUUUAUUUGCCAAAACCCCAGGUUCUAUUCUGAGGACUCCUCAGUGGGUUUUGUUGAAAAUGGUGAUACCCAGUUGGAGAAUUCUGAGAUUCAUGGGGUUUCUGAGCAAGGGUUAGUUGGUAUUGAUGAAAAUAGGGAUACCCAGUUGGAUAGUUUUGUCCCUGGGGAUGGGGAUGAGAUUUUUGGGUUCUCAGACCAAUCUGGGGAGGAAAAUGGGGAUGAAGAGGAGGAGGUUUAUGUGAUUAAUGUGGAGCAGUUGGAGAAUGUGUUGUCUUUAUUGCAGAGUAGUGUUGAUGGGUCUUUAGAGUCAGCUCUUGAUGACAUGGGUUUGACUCUACAUGAGGAGUUUGUGGUGAAAGUUCUGGAAACCCCACUUGUUUUGGGUGAGAAUUUGAUUAGGUUUUUCAAGUGGGGUUUAAAGAAGAAAUCUGAGUUUAAGGUGACUACCUGUGUGGUGGAUGCGCUUGUGCGGGCAAUUUCUCGUGAACUUAAGAAGAAAGAUGCAUAUGCUUUGUGGGAUUUGAUUAAGGAGAUAGGUGAGAAAGAAAAUGGUGUGUUGAAUGUGGAGAUUCUCAAUCAGUUGAUAGCUUUGUUAUCGAAAUUGGGAAAAGGGAAGGCAAGUUGGGAGGUAUUUAACAAGUUUGGGGAUUUUGGGUGUGUCCCAAAUGUUGAUACCUAUUAUUUCACAAUUGAAGCACUAUCUAGGCGAUCAAUGUAUGACUGGGCUUGGUCUGUUUGUGAAAAGAUGCUUGAUGAGGGAAGUUUGCCUGAGAAUGAGAAAGUGGGUAAGAUCAUAUCUUGGCUUUGUAAGGGGAGGAAGGCUAAGGAUGCCCAUUCGGUAUAUUUAUUUGCAAAGGAGAAGAACCAAAUUACUCCUCGAUCUUCUGUUAAUUUUUUGAUCAGUUCACUCUGUAGGGAGGAUGAAACUGUGAAAUUGGCUUUGGAGAUGUUGGAUGAUUUUUCAGGAGAAGCACGGAAAUAUGCAAUUAAGCCGUUUUCUACUGUCAUUCAUGGUUUGUGUAGGAUGAAAAAUGUCGAUGGGGCAAAACAGUUGCUUUCUAAGAUGAUCACAGAGGGUCCGCCCCCUGGAAAUGCAGUUUUCAAUUCAGUUAUCAGUGGAUAUUCCAAGGCUGGGGAUCUGGGAGAAGCUAUACAGAUUAAGAAGCUGAUGGAGAGUAGGGGAUUGAAACCGGAUGUGUACACUUAUACUGUCAUCAUGAGUGGUUACACAAAUGGUGGUCAGAUGGAGGAGGCUUGUAAACUCUUGUCAGAAGCUAAAAAGAAGCAUUCUAAACUGACCCCUGUGACUUACCAUACACUCAUUCGUGGGUAUUCUAAACUUGAAGAGUUUGACAAGGCUUUGAAGUUGUUGGCUGAGAUGAAGGAUUUUGGCGUUCAACCUAAUGUUGAUGAGUACAAUAAGUUGAUCCAAUCUCUUUGUCUAAAGGCUUUAGAUUGGGAAACAGCAGAGAAGCUGCUAGAGGAAAUGAAAGAGAAAGGAUUGCACCUCAAUGGAAUCACAAAGGGUCUCAUAAGAGCAGUCAAGGAGAUGGAAGAGGAGGAGCUAGUGCUGGGUUCAUAAGUGUGGAGGGCCGGGGGCCUAAAUUGUUUAGCUGGUUGUAGGAAGUAGAUGUGAUACAAAGACACCGAUGGGCCAGUUUUGUAGACUUCACACCCCCCCUUUUCAAUGACAUAAAGAGUGAAGCCUUGUGUAUGACUUCUUUGAAGGAUUGCAUUAUAUAUUCCUUCACAUCAGUCAGAUUGACAGAGAAGCUUCAUUUAUUUUUCUUUCUCUAUUAUUUCGUGUCAGUUUUUCACUUACAUUCUGUUAAGCAGCCGUCUUAUCCAAGUGAGGGAUAUGCAUUCUACAGACUGUAGAAACAAUGGUUUUGGUUGCAGCAAUGCAAAUGUCAAGUUUUGUUUAAUUUA
This is a messenger RNA of Quercus robur (English oak), 2281 nucleotides long. Its product is annotated as pentatricopeptide repeat-containing protein At3g02650, mitochondrial-like. The transcript has a single exon. Bases 159 to 1934 code for a protein of 591 amino acids. Gene Ontology annotation, molecular function: protein binding. NCBI's taxonomy places the organism in Eukaryota, Viridiplantae, Streptophyta, Magnoliopsida, Fagales, Fagaceae. The record is from RefSeq and is a predicted model, not a curated record.